AUGCUCAGGAAUCUGUUAAUAGCCCUUUCAAUCCUGCUGGUUACUGUCAGUGCGAGAUGUGUCGAAGGCUCUAAGACGUUGGUUUUGUAUGAUGAGAGGCUAACGACGAUCAAUGACUAUUCGAUCAUGUUUAACUCGAUGAAAGAAAGAAAGUAUAAACUAGAUUUCGUUUCUGUAGCGAACGAAACGGCAACUGUAAGUUUAUUUGAUGGCGAUCACAGGCUAUACGACAACGUCGUGGUUUUCCCUCUCAAGGGCAAGGGUCUGAACAAAUAUUUGGGAGUCAAGUCAUUGCUUAAAUUUUCAAAGAAUGGAGGUAGUAUGUUGACGAUCAGUUCUCCUGAUGGCUUAGCAGACUCGAUCAGAUUGUUUUUGAACCAAUUGGGUAUAUAUCCGAGCCCCAAGGAUUAUAAAUUAACGGAUAACUUCCAGGAGAAAUCUGACAGUUUUGAAGUUGCCUCAAGCAGAGUCAGGAACGAAUUCAUCUACAACUCCGAGGAAGAUACGUUUUUGUUUGCCAAUUCGUCUGUUGCAUUGCUUGAUAAUCGCGAACAGGUUCUUCCAGUGCUGCCAGCACCAAGAACAUCUUUAUGUUAUGGAAAAGCCGAUAAUAUAUGGGCAGCAGGGUCGCAAACAUAUAUGGUGGCCGCCUUCCAGGCCCUCAACAAUGGCCGUGUUACCUGGAUCGGUAGUACGGAACUUUUAAAAGAUUCAAACUCACAUGCCAACGGCCAUUUUGUGGAAGAACUAGUGAAAUGGACUUUCAAAGAGAAAGCGGUCAUCAAGAUUACAGGUCAUGGCCAUUCUCACAUUGAUGGUACAUCAUACGAACUAGCUCCAUAUAAGAUUAAGGACGUUAUUCAGUAUAAUAUUGGUUUGUCUCAAUGGAAUGGAGAGGAGUGGCAACCUUAUGAGGCAGAUGAUGUUCAGCUUGAACUCAAGAUGAUAGAUCCAUAUUACCGACUCAAUCUUGUGCGCGGUAAAAAGGAAAACAUUACUCGUUGGUACACAACUGGGGAUUUUAGAUUACCAGAUCAUCACGGUGUAUUUACUUUUCAAGUUGACUAUAAAAGGGCAGGUUUGACCUUCGUUUCUGUAUCUGAUGCAAAAGCCAUUCGUCAUCUCGCCCAUGAUGAGUAUCCAAGGAGCUGGGAGAUUACAAACGCGGGGGUUUACUUAUCAGGAAUUUUCGCUGUUAUUUUCGCCUGGAUUAUAUUUGUCAUAUUUUUCGUAUCAACUUCGAAAGUUAGCAAAAGUAUCAACGCUGAGAAGAAGAAUAACUGA
Molecule: messenger RNA, 1284 nt
Organism: Torulaspora globosa
Lineage: Eukaryota; Fungi; Ascomycota; Saccharomycetes; Saccharomycetales; Saccharomycetaceae
Gene: WBP1
Product: dolichyl-diphosphooligosaccharide-protein glycotransferase
Exons: 1
Coding region: 1-1284 (427 amino acids)
Cellular component (GO): oligosaccharyltransferase complex; endoplasmic reticulum membrane
Source: RefSeq, a predicted model, not a curated record